AUGACGAUUUUCCACGAUGAAAUAGAAAUUGAAGACUUCGAGUAUGAUGAAGAUGAAGAAAUGUAUUACUAUCCCUGUCCGUGUGGUGAUAGAUUCCAAAUAAGUAAGGAAGAAUUGAUUGCGGGCGAAGAAGUAGCGACCUGUCCAAGCUGCUCCCUCGUGGUUAAAGUUAUAUAUGAUUUGGAUAAAUUUAAAGCAGAAGCAGAUGAACUUCAGAAUAAUCCAGGAGACAAAGAAACUGUGAAAGCUUAG
Arctia plantaginis is the source of this 252-nucleotide messenger RNA. Lineage: Eukaryota; Metazoa; Arthropoda; Insecta; Lepidoptera; Erebidae. The record is from the annotation of a GenBank genome assembly.